AUGGGGUUAAAUAUGGCAAUAAAUCUGGAUGUGCACAAGCUAGUGGUGUUGGGAGAUUCCGAAUUACUCAUUCAACAAAUUCAAGGUGAAUGGAAAAUGAGAGAUAUCAAGCUCAUUCCAUACAAACAGUUCAUAGAAGACCUUAGCAAAAGGUUCAAGUCUAUCGAGUUUAGAUAUAUUCCCAGAUCCCAUAAUGAGCUGGCUGAUGCCCUGGCUACCCUAGCUUUCAUGCUCCCGUACCCAGGAAAUACGCAUCUCGACCCAUUAGAGAUACAGAUACGAGAUCAACAUGGUUAUUGCAAUAUAAUUAAUGCAGAACCAGAUAAUGAACCUUGGUACUAUGAUAUCAAACGCUUCCUAAAGUCAAAAGAAUAUCCAAUACACGCCAAUGUAGAUAAAAAAAGAACCAUAAGGAGACUUGCUAAUGGUUUCUUCUUAAAUGGGGAGAUUCUGUACAAACAAACCCCAGACUUGAACUUGUUGAGAUGUGUUAAUAUUCAGGAAGGUGAAAGAAUCAUAAAUGAGGUAUAUUCGGGGGUAUGUGGUUCGCAUAUGAAUGGCUAUGUUUUAGCGAAG
Capsicum annuum is the source of this 576-nucleotide messenger RNA. RefSeq lists its product as uncharacterized. The record is from RefSeq and is a predicted model, not a curated record. The transcript has a single exon. The annotation marks the transcript as partial. Gene Ontology annotation, molecular function: RNA-DNA hybrid ribonuclease activity; nucleic acid binding. Lineage: Eukaryota; Viridiplantae; Streptophyta; Magnoliopsida; Solanales; Solanaceae.